CUGCGCGCGCAUUUCAGACAUGUCAUUUAAAUUUUGUACGUGAAAAAAUCCACUGCGACAGUUAAUAGGUUAUUUUUACCAUUUCUAACAUUUUCUACCUAAUAUUUUUCUUGUUAAAUGUAUUUAACAUAGUUUAAACUACCUAAAAAGUCAAUAGUGAUAGAUUAUCGAUUUAAUUUCUGAUUACUAUGGUGAUUUGAGUGUUCCGGUUUGUAGAUAAAAGGAAUUAGGCAGUAGAAUGUCUUUGGCAGUUACCAUGUGGACAGUCUGCGUACCGGGGUGGGGCGCGGCUCUGGCGGCUGGUGCGCUGUUGCUCUAUGGCUCUCUGGACGUGGCGUACUUUGCCCGUAUGAUGUACACCGUCGCCCGUGCUCGGUACUUUCGCAAGAAGGCCUGCAUCUUGGAAACGACGGAAAUCAAUUCUUGGUGUCUUCUUAACGACAUAGACACGUUGCUGUACCAUAUGAACAACGCGCGUUAUUUGCGCGAACUGGACUUUGCGCGCGCGGACUUCUACGAGCGCACGGGGCUGUACGCUAACAUUAAGGCGGCUGGCGGUGCUGUGGUACAGGCAGCGGCCACUAUACGCUACCGACGAUACCUCAAGCCGUUCACACGCUUCAAAAUCACAUCUAAAGCAGUAUACUGGGAUGAGAAGACAUUGUUCAUGGAGCAUGAGUUCGUGGGUCCCGGGGGCUUCGUACACGCAGUGGCGGUGUGCCGGCAGCGCGUCAUUGAUACCUCCGCGGCGGCCAUCGCUGAGUUGCUCCUGCAGUUGCACUGCGCCGGUACCUGCCAGCCCACGCCCGCCAAGAUGCCACCGGAGUUGGAACUAUGGGUGCAGAGCAAUGAGAUCAGCUCUGCGAAGCUCCGAGCUCCACAGAUGCCCCAGUCCAUCCUGCACACAUCGCACAACCUCGGCUGCGGCGAAAUGGUACCGAGCCUCGACACCGAGUGAGACGGGACACACUGUCCAACAGAACUACGGUCCCGCUCGCACGUACUGAAGCAGGCGUAAGUGCGAGGGAGACGGAAAACCGUAGGUAUUUUGGGCAGUGUUUAUAAUCAUUCAAUUUGAAGUUGUCAACAACAACGGACGUUUCUGAAGCUUGAUGUGCUUUUUGAUGUAUACAAAUAAUAUUUGUAAAACCACUUUUAGAUAGAUUAUGAAAUGUAGUUUUUAAUGAGUGUCGUAUUAUCUAUAACCUUGUAGUAUUCCAAAUAUAAAUAUAAAUGAAAUUAACAAUUACUCUAUUUAAUCGUGUUAUUUUUUUCAUUUAAAUUAGUCAGUAGAAAAAAAUCACUUAGUAUGUUUGGUUUCAGCCUUUGUACUCAUGUAUAGAAAAUCGCGCAAGUUGUACCUUAAAAGUAUAGAUGUAUCUAAGACUAAUUGUAUUUAAAAUAAAAGCCUUUAAAAACUAAUAAACGCAAGAGGACUUAGAAAGUAAGUAUUAAGAAGAAACUGCUUUUCUUUUGAACCUUUUAUUAUAUCAAAGAGAAGAGAAAUCUUGAUGUAACUUGUAACAUAUUGCCUUCUCCCUCGUUCUAGUUGAAAAGACAGAGACAACAAGUUAUUUUUGUCCACGUUAAAUAGAAGUGGAAGCUUACGAUUAACCUUAAAAAUAGGUAUUAAGAUUCAUAAGAAAUACAUAAUAAAAUACAUAAACAUUUCAAAUAUUUGUAUAUAUUGUCUUUAUAUUAAUGAAAAUUAUUAUUUACCUACAUAUUACUGCGGUACUGAUUUACCGUUAAAUAUUUUUAAAUUAAUAAAAUUUUAUCAAUAUUCGCUUGUGUAAAAUGUAAUCGUAGAAUUUGAUCAAAUUAAUUUCUUAUUAUAACCUCAAAUAUGUCGGUGUUGUAAUUUCAAUUUUAUAGAUUAAAAAUAAUUGGUUAAAUCUAUUCCCUUACCUUAUAACCUAUUAUAACCUUGAAAAUAAUCGGAACUUUUUAAUUUCUAAAAUAAUAAGUAGUGUUUAUGUCGUAGUUAAAAAGUGAUGUAACAUGUUGAACGAUUAAAUCGUUUUAAAAAUGUAUCGUGUUUAUUGUAUUUAAAAAAUUAGUAUGCAAAUAUAAUCGUUAAUCUUUACCCAUAAGUGUCAUAAUCGCAUGCACAAAUAGAAUUAUCGUUGUUUUUUUCACUUUGUGAUAUAAGAAGGUCCUUGGCAUUUUUAUUGUAAAAAAAUAUUGACAAUCUCCGGUGACGUCGCUAUUUGACAACUAGUAAAAACAAUUUUGUUAAUUUCAGUAUUAAUAAUUGAUUUUUUUAAUGCCAAGUAUGAAAUCAUUAAAUAUAUUGUUUGCGCAAACUUACCGAAAUAAUUGAACUGCACUUUUUAAAGUGUUCCAAUCUCAAAUUUAUUUGCAUAUCAAAGAUGAAAGACGAAAUAUCCCUGUAAAAGUAAAUUCGUGCAUUUAGACAAAAUUAAUAGUUUUAUUUAAUUUUAAUAUUUUUUGCCUUCUUUAAAAUGUAGACAAAUAGAUAAUAUUGAAAUAAUGAAAGUGUGACACAACUUGACAUUUAAUCUUCUCUCUCUUUCAAAUGUGUUAUUUCUUCGUUACAAUUGACAAUUUUUUUUUAUUCUAUGCGGUCAAAAGCUAGUUAAAAAACAAAGCUAUUAAUG
Molecule: messenger RNA, 2621 nt
Organism: Papilio xuthus (Asian swallowtail)
Lineage: Eukaryota; Metazoa; Arthropoda; Insecta; Lepidoptera; Papilionidae
Product: protein THEM6
Exons: 5
Coding region: 239-958 (239 amino acids)
Source: RefSeq, a predicted model, not a curated record